CACACAAUCUGCUGCAAACAUAGCCCAGUGGAAGGACGGGCUCCUCACCUGCAGCCUCGGAAUGGCUAGGUCAGUGGCAAGAACGAAAACUCUGGAGCCCUGGAAGAUCGCACUGAUUGUCCUCGCAGUGCUGGUGGUUCUUGCAAUAGUCAUUGGAUUGCUUGUAUAUUUUUUGGCAUAUGAUCAAAAGAAGUUCUUUUACAAUGCCUCCUUUAAAAUCAUUAACGUUCGGUACCAGCCUAGCUUGGAAAAACAGACCUCAACAGAAUUUAGAGAUCUGAGCAUGAACAUCGAGACAUUGAUUCAUCAGGCAUUUCAAGUUCAUCCUUUAAAGAGAAGAAUUGUCCAGUCGUAUGUUGUGAGGCUAAGCCCAGAUGGCGGGGCCGUGCUGGCGGACGUGGUGCUGGUCUUUAAGUUCAUUGCCUCGGACAGCAGAGAGGUGCUCUGGGAGACCGUUUACAAUGCUUUGCUGAGGAGGCUGCAGGCACCAACAGGGCCCUUGAGGAUUGACCUGGCAUCUUUCAGGCUCUCAGAGAUUCCUGCAGAAAGUGGUGGAAAUCUUAUCUAUAGCUGUUGCGGGGCACGAAUAGACAAAUCUGGAGAAAGAAUUUCUGGCGGAAACAUUGUUGAGGAAGGGGAGUGGCCCUGGCAAGCCAGCCUGCAGCUGAAUGGCAUCCAUCGCUGUGGGGCAACCCUGAUCAGUGACACGUGGCUUGUAACUGCAGCUCACUGCUUCAGAGGGGCCAAGGACGUCAGCCACUGGACAACCAGCUUUGGGGCUCGUUUAAAGCCCGCAGUAGUGAAAAGGAACAUUCGCCGGAUCAUCAUCCAUGAACACUAUGCAGAUAAUGUCUCGAGCCACGAAUAUGACAUUGCUGUUGCCCAGAUUUCUCCCCCACUGCAGUUUACCGCUAAUGUGCAUCGCGUCUGCCUUCCGGAGGCCACCCAAGUCUUCCCAGACAACACCCCUUGUUUUGUCACUGGGUGGGGAGCACUGAAGGAUGAUGGUCCCAGUGUUGGUGAGCUUCGUGAAACAAAAGUAAAAAUCAUAGGCAAUGAGGUUUGCAACAGAAGAGAAGUGUACAGUGGACUCAUUUCUCCUGGGAUGCUGUGUGCUGGCUAUCUGCAAGGGGGGAGAGAUGCUUGCCAGGGCGACUCUGGCGGCCCAUUGGUUACUCCUGAUUCAAGAGACAUGUGGUACCUUGUUGGCAUAGUCAGCUGGGGGGACGAAUGUGCCAAACCCAACAAGCCAGGCGUCUACACACGGGUGACCUACUAUCGAGACUGGAUUGCUGCCCAUACUGGAGUCUGAAAUGGCAGGCAGGAUUUAUUUCACAAGCAGCGUCCCAGUUUGGAACCCCAAGACAUUUGGACUCUAAAUCGUGAUCGUUCUGUAGCUUUGGCUAAUACUGCGUCUAGACCAGGCCUCCGUGUCUCUGCAGGAGGCAGCCGCCUGAUUCUCUAUCAUAUUAUGCACUGUUUGCCAGCGUUGUUUUAUUUUCCACUUUUUGUUUACAAGGAAGGGAAUAGACUGAAGUAACCCUUUGCAAUUGGCAAACGUUUGAGAUUUUAUACUCUUUCAAACUCUGAUCUUCUGUGCAGUUGCAGUAGUAAAGCUGUUUAGUUAUAGAGCAUUUCCUGUUGUCACAACAGUUUUAAGAACUUGGUGGCAGUAUUUUUAAGUGUAUUCAAGUAUUUCAUUCCAUUAAAGUAUUUCGUCACUGAAUACCCCCCAUCAAGAACUAGAAACCCCUGAUUUACUCCUCCCUCUCAUCUUUGAAGGGCAAACUUGGUAGCCAUCAUGUAUCCCAACUAGCAAAGCACCAAGACUGGCUGUAGGACCUGAGAAGGCUCUCAGUGGCCUUCCACAAUGGCCAAGCGUAGGGAUGCCCAUCUCACGCUGGGGGUGGGGGAUCUCCUGCUCCCACCCUCCACCUCCCGCCCCUGCUACCUGGGCAGCAGAACCUCCCGGGGCGUGCUUCCAAGUGGCAUGGCAUGCUUCCGGGUGGCACGGCACAGUCCUGUAUGCUGUUUCAGCCAGGUUCGGCCUGGAUUCAGCCCAAAUUGAGUGACUGCCAAGCACGGGAGCCUUUCUGUGCUUUGUGGUGGCCAGAUUCAGGCAGAUUUGGACCCAAUUUGGCCCUGAUUCAGGCUGAAUCAGGCCACUGCAGAGCUCAGCAGCACUCCCAUGCUCCGUAGCAGAUGGAUUUGGGCCAAUUCGGGUCCCAAUCAGCCCAAAUUGGGCUGCUGCAGAGCACGGGAGCAUUCCUGUGCUUUGCAGCAGCUGGAUUUGGGCUGAAUCAGGACGCUGCGGAGUGUGGCGGUGCUCCCGCACUCCACAGUGGUCUGAUUUCAGUCCAAGUUGGGCCGAAGUGCUCCCAGGGCAGCACGUGACCUGCGUGAUGAUAUCACUUCCUAGAAGUGAUGUCAUUGCACGAGCCGGGAGCACACACACGCAAAACACAUGCAAGAAUGCAGAAACCAGAAGGUAAGAGCUGGGCCUCUGACAGUCUGCCAAGGGGGAUGGGGGACCUGGCAACCCUAGCUAGGCACCAGGACUGACCAAACACCCUGCAGCCUGCAGUUAAAAGAGCAGGCAGAGGCCAAAGGGGACACUCAUCCAAAUUACUCAGAUCUGUCUAGAUGGUGCUCUAGAUCAGGGUUCCCCGACAUGGUGCAGAGGGCUGGCAUGAUGCCCACCAGUGGUGCCUGACAAGCCUUUCAGAAAGUAGGUGGGGUCAUUGUAAGGCAGGACUUGUUAUUGGCUGCCCUCUUUCAAAUUAAAAGGUUUUCCGUUGGAGGAUCAGGAGUCCCAUUAGUCUUCUCAGUUACUGCAAGGAGGCCCAGUCCUGUGGGUGGGGUGAGAUUCAAGAGGUGCCGGAACCGCCUGCCACCCCUCCCCCGGGACAUGCUCUGUCCUGUCUGUGGCAGAUUGAGAAGGCCUGUAAUGUAUUAACCUCUGGUCUGUAUUUUUAAACGUUCUUUAUCAGGGAGUCAGAUAAAUUUAGGCAUUAGAGUCAUGGUAGCUAACAGCAACAUUAUUAACCAUGUGCCACUUGCCGGGACAGAUCAGUGCCCCACUCAGAACGGUGAACAAAGCCAAUGUUGUUAUUAUCCCCACAAUGCAGCUUGGGCGCUGGGGCUGAGAGGAGUGGCUUACCCAAGGCUGCCUGCUGAUCUCAUGGCAGUUAGAACCAGCAGAGUACAGAUUUGCAACCCAACCACUUAACCACUAUGCUACAGCAGCUGCCAAAAUGACUCCCCACACAUAUCUGUACACCCGUCUCUCCCAUUUAGACGCGUGAAGCCAUCUGCAGUAGUCAGCAAUGGCAGCUCUUCCGUGGAUACCCUUGCCCCUGGGCUUGCCACCCUCUAGGUGGGGCCUGGAGAUAUCCUGGAAUGACAGCCGAGCUCCAGACCAGAGAUCAGUCCCCCUGGAGGGAAUGGCUGUUUUGGAGGGUGGACUGUAUGAAAGCCUCCCUUCCUCAAACUGUGCCUCUCCCAGGGUGCACCGCCAAACCUCCAGAAGUUUCCCAACCCAGAGUUGGCAGCCCUGCUCCCCACUUCCAUCCCCUGCCCCACCGGUCUAACCUACCCAAUGGAGCACCCACGUGUUUUUAUUGCAUGCAUUUCUGUGUUGUUUUGGGUUGUCAGAUCUGAUGAGAUUAUUCUUGUGAGGUUUUAGAUAGUGUGCGCAUUUUCCUGGGCAAUUCAAAAUGGCUCGUAAGAUCUUGGAAGGUCAUCAUGCCAGAUGUCAGCUGCCCUUUGGGGUUGUCAGGCAAUCCCGUACGACAUCACCAGGGCUCCUUGCCUCGUACAGAGUGUUCUUUGGAAUUUGCUAGAGGACUUAAGCUCUGUUUCUCAACCUUUGGGUGAACAUCGCUUCAUUUUGAAAAGGGCCAUAAACUCUUCUGCAAAUUGCACAAAAUACUCAUUGCAAGGCAGAGUACCUAAUACCUUGGUGAUGUAUGUCAUUUCCUAGCAAUCUAAAAUGGCAACUAACAUCUUGGGAUGCGGUCUUCAUUCUACACAGGGUUUUGAGUUUUUUUAACUUGUGCAGGGAUUUUUUUCCACAUUUGUUUAUUCCCCCUUUUCAGUUAUUCAACUUUUCUGCAAGCACAGGCUUUUGCGGAAACUCUUCCCUAGCCCUUGGAGGACAACCCCCUUGUAUCCCCGGCAGAUAUUUUGCUCUGGAGAAGGGGAAGACAGUUCUCACACGAUCAGAUAGAUGAUGUACAACAUCCUGCCCAGUUGUUCAGACAUGCAUGUUGGUGACAGUUUCUCUAAAUGUGAAUGCUGUUGAUAAAACUUGAACGUAUGUGAACUGACUGUUGAAAAGCAUUGUAUCUGAUGUAAUACAAGCUUCUAUGAAAAUUAUAACUGCAGUCUGAGAUGUGGACACGUCAUGAUGACCUAUUUAGAUGUACAAGUUACCAUCAGAAGCUGUAGUUAUCAAAUGAUGACUAUACACUGGAAAUAGAUUUAAGGAGAAAUUUCACAUCAAGAAUUCAGAACUUGGGUCAGCAAGUGUACCAACAUUAGAAAUCAAUUUCAAUCUCAACUCAAUGCAAUGAAAAUAAAAAAAGGAUUAAUGGGA
This is a messenger RNA of Eublepharis macularius, 4597 nucleotides long. Its product is annotated as transmembrane protease serine 11C-like. Gene Ontology annotation, molecular function: serine-type endopeptidase activity. The coding region runs from base 62 to 1312 and encodes 416 amino acids. Gene Ontology annotation, cellular component: plasma membrane; extracellular region. Lineage: Eukaryota; Metazoa; Chordata; Lepidosauria; Squamata; Eublepharidae. The transcript is spliced from 10 exons. Gene Ontology annotation, biological process: proteolysis. The record is from RefSeq and is a predicted model, not a curated record.